Messenger RNA from Gryllus bimaculatus (two-spotted cricket), 7614 nucleotides. The record is from the annotation of a GenBank genome assembly. NCBI's taxonomy places the organism in Eukaryota, Metazoa, Arthropoda, Insecta, Orthoptera, Gryllidae.
AUGGACGGGCCGGGAGCAGCGGCGGCGGCCACCGAGGGCUCAGCUGAGCUCGUGGGCGCGGGCGCGGGCUCGGACGCGAGCGCGAGCGCGGGCGCGGGCGCGAGCGCGAGCGCGGGUGGUGGCGAGGCCCCUACCAGCCCCGGGGGUGGCCCGUGCUCCAGCGGCGAGGCACUAGGGUCGGGAGCUGCGGCCCCGGCCCCCGCGGACUCGACCCCGCACCCCGAUGGCUCGCGUCCCGGCUCGCCCGCGCCGCCCGCGCCGCCCGCACCACCCUCGCCGCGCGACGGCACCCACUCGGACCUCCCCCGGGACGAGGCCGAGCGGCCGCCUCCGGACGGCGGUGGCCUUGAUCAAAAAACGCGAAAAAUUCGGCACAUCGUUGAAGAAGCUAUUAGUUCAGAGUCACGGCAAGUGGUACUGAAAAUCCUUGAUGAAGUGAACCAAUUGUCAAUGGUGGAAAAAUUGUAUCUUUAUUUAAAGUUGCCCACUGGUAAAGCAGCUCCUGUGGAUCCUCUCCGCCAGCCACUAAAUCCAUUGGGAAGUCGUUUCGAGAUACAGCAAACUAUAACGUGGAUUAAAACUCAUUUGGAAGAAGAUCAAGAAGUAUCAUUGCCUAAGCAAGAUGUCUAUGAUGAGUACCUGGAAUAUUGCUCCCAAAAUAAGAUGAAGCCCCUUUCAAAUGCUGACUUUGGCAAAGUGAUGAAGCAAGUGUUCCCAUGUGUCCGGCCUCGUCGACUGGGCACUCGUGGCAACUCUCGUUACUGCUACUCAGGCAUGCGCAAGCGGAUGAAGUUGCAGCCACCACUGCUUCCGGAUUUGGGUGAACACAAGUAUUCCCCAUCCCAUUCUGAGGAUGAAGUGGUGUCUGCCGCAUCGUGCCUAAUACGUGAGUGGGCCGAAAAACUACUCAGUGUGAAAUUUGACAGUUUGCGUGAUCUUGCAUGCCAUCUGGUGGAGAAGAUGUGUGUUGACUCAAGGUCUGUGGCUGCAUUCACCCUCCUCUCCGGGGCUGGAGGGAAGGUCAAUGGCACAGAAUCCACCUCUCCUUUGGGCUUGCCCUCAGCUCCUUCUGGAGGUACCAACAAACAUUUGGAAACCCAGAUGCAGCUCCAGCGUAAGCUCAAGGAGCGGGAAAUGAUUCGAGAACAAAAGCGCAAAAUGCAGGAUCAGCAACAACAGCAGUCUGCUGCUUUAUCGAAAGGGUCAGCAUUUGAGAAGCUGAAGCCAUCAAAACGUGCCAAACUAGGUCAUUUGAAGGAUCGCAGAAUAGCUUCUACUUUAGCACUGAUGCCUGGAACUUCAACCUCUACCAAUUCUACCGUAUCAUUAGGAGCCUCUGCUUCACCUUGGGAUCCUGUAAGGUCAGAAGAUGGAACUGUUGGCAAACUGGGUGCUUUGGGACGUAGAGGCAAGUCCGCAUCGGUAGACAGCAUUGCAACUACCUCUGACACAAUUGCACUCCGUCAAGUGAUGACAGCUUCUGUUCCAGUGACAAGUACUGAUCUUGUCAGGGAGCCGAGAGGGGCCCUGGAUGAUGCAUUUGUGCCAGUGCAGCCUCCUGCACAAUUUGGUGUUACUCUCCCUUCUUCAGGCAGUGUUCCUGAUAAACUUCCUAUUCCACGUAUAGUGAAUAGUAAUGCUAAGCCAAACUAUUCUAAACCAGUCUUAGCUGCUUCAAAACCAGAUUUAAUUGCAAUGCCACAUCAAAAACUCUCUCUUGUUCUUCGGAAAAAGUUUUAUAAACCAAUUCAGCCAAAACCAGAAAAUUUAGGUCUAAAGCCCAAAGAAUUUCCUGAAGUUCAAGACAAAGAACACAGAGAGCUUGUUUCAGAUGAUGGCCCUAUAAAUGCUGAAGUAUGCGUUGCCACCACUGUGAAACUGGAGGGAGAAGUAGCGCAACAAGUUGCAGAAAGUGAUGUUAAACUUGAGAAUGAUCCUUUGAGUGAUUAUUUUCAUGGUGGGCACAAUUCACAAGAACAGGAAGAAGAACUCAUGAGGUACUUUCAACAUCAGACCAGCUCCUCAAGCAAUGAAGAGUUAGAUGAAGCACUUAUGCCAAGGAGAAGUGCCACAGCAGAUCCCACCAAGUCAGAUCAGCUCUCUCAGCUGAGAAUUCUUCUGGAACGUAACCUGAGCAAUGCUACUGCUCCAACUGGUCUCAAUGUGCGGAGACCACCUGGCUCAGACUGUCCAGCUGUAUCUACAGGGCCACCUCUGGUUGAAGAUCCUAUUGCCAAUGAUGAUGUGUUUCUGUCUGGUCCAGUUAUGACGCUUCCACCUGGUGCAUCUGCUUCUGCAAGCUUGUCUCUCUUAUCACAGCGAAGCCAGCAAAAGAAGCAGUCUCAACCACCUCAACCACUUCCAAACAUGCCUCAGAAACCUAGUUUACUCCCCUCUCUUUUAGCAAGUAAUCACAGUGGUUCAAGUUUAAGUGUUCGCCGCCGAGUGAGUUUUGAAACAUCUGUUACUGAACAUUACCACAAUGACAAUGGUUUCCAAAACACAGUGCCACCUAGUCCUAACACACGGCGUAAAUUUUUCAAUUUCACCCCCAUUUCAGCGGGACCUCAUUCUCCUCUAGGUCAAAGGCCUUCAGCGCCAUCUUCUAAACCAUCUAGUGCUAAUGCAAGUCCGUUUGUUUCACCAAGGAACACUCCGGUUCCCAGAAAUAGACAUAUUUCUUCAUUUCCUCCUGUUCAAUUGAAUAAUCAGUUAGGAGCCCGAACAAGAGUACCUGCCAAUAAAGUUGUUCGUUCGAACUCUGUGAGUAGUGGACUAUCUCGUAAUCAGUUCCAGCCAAUGCGACCCAGACCACUAUCAACAACUGCUCCAUUAUUACAGAAUUCAUGUGAUGGUUCCUCUCAACCUGAUUUCUCUCUUAAUUUCUCACAUACUCUUGAUUCAGCUAGAGUGCUUGAUUCCAUACAUGGAGAAAUGCAGCUUUCCUUGCCACACUCCACUGCAUCUCCAAUGUCUUCAUCUGCUCCACAGUCACCGAUGAUUCCCAAUAAUCUCAUGCCUGCAGCAAGAAAUUGUGUUGUAGAAGAACCAUCGGAGUAUGUGAACUCAGACUUUUUACUCAGUGAUAUGAUGAAUCAUACAAAGGUUGUUCCUCAGUGCACUGAUAAUAUGGAUUCCAAUUUCUUCUCAGAUACAAGUGCAAAUUUACAAGUGCCCCCGCAUCAGCACCAUCCACAACAAAUGCCUGUUCCCACACCUGAUCCCUUGGCACAUGAAGUGAGUCAAUUCUUCCCUGAUGAUGUAGAGAGAACACAGAGAAGUGUUCAACAGCAGCAACAACAACAACAACAACAACAGCAGCAACAACAGCAGCAACAGCAACAACAGCAGCAGCAACAGUUCCAGUACAGAUCUCAAUCUGUACCAUUGCAUCGCAUGUUGUCUACAAGUGAUUUGAUAUCUCCCCAUUAUGCCAUGCCCCAGUCUGUAGACACAAAUUUCCAUUUGAACAAUUUUAGUUUGUCAGCGGCAAGUUCGGUUGCUCCCACCCCAGUUCCAAGUGAAUGUAUGGAUUUCACAAGCAUUGCUGAUGGUUCUACAGGAGGGCCUACCACUAAUUUAAUUAUCGAUGGUGCUGAUCCUGAAACAGGACUAAAUUCCGAAAAUUUGGAUAGAAUCUUCAAUAUAUUAGAUGAUGCUCAAGAACAGCAAAAGCAAGAAGAACAACAAAAGCAACAAAGGCAACAGGAGCAACAAAAUCAACAACAACAGCAACAUAAUAUGCAACAACACCAAGAACUUCAUCAACACCCAGGGAUUCAUCAACAACAAGAACUCCAACACCAAGGAAUUCAUCAGUCUCAAGACCUUCAACAAAUGCAGCAACACCAAGAAACACGGCUACACCAGUCUCACUGUCCAGAACAAGAACCGGUGCAAUUAAGACAGCAUCAGCAACAUCAUCACAACCUUCAACAGCAGCAGCAGCACCACCACCAUCCACCACCACCACCACCACUACCACCACCACAACAGCAGCAGCAGCGACAUCAACAGCAGCAGCAGCAACAUCAAGAGCAGCACCAUGAAAUUGGCCUUACAUUAGACUUAGUAGCAGCUGAUAAUGUGAGUGGAGAUUUCCUGGACCUGCCUGGGCAGAUGCGACCUAUUGUUCAAUCUUCACGCUCAUAUCCCAAUACGCCAGUUCCAUAUAAAUGUGCAAGCAUAAGGGAUCCUUUGGUUACUUCUUUCAGUGCAACAUCAGAAACCUUGGAAAACAGCCCUACUGUCCUUGGCUCCAGGUCUUUACCACCAACACCCCUUCUUUCCAUUUUAGAUGAUGAGACAACCCCAUUCCAAAGUAUUGUGGAUAGAGAUCCAAUGUUAACCCUGAAUGCACUCAAUACACGGCUGUCAGAUGACACAAGCAGUUAUGUUCCUAGGAGGAACAUGAACUCCUUGUUAGAAGAGUCAUUGACCCUUGAUACUCUUGAUCUUCAAGAUUGUGAAGGAUUUUCACAGCUCACUGAAGUGGAAUCCUCUGUUAAUGACACUUAGUCAAUAUAUUGGACAGAGAAAAAAGAUCUGGCACUUGCCAUUUUCAAUGAAUAGCAAUUUUGGCAAGAAUUGUUAUUAAUUUAUUGUUGGAUAAAAGUUCAAUCUUUCUGAUGACACAAUUAUGAAAGUUUCUGUUUAAUUGCUUAUAAUUUGGAAAUAUUUAAAGGUACAACAGUAUGCACAGUUCUUCAUUGAUAUAAUUCUGUGCAACAUUUGUUUCUGGUGGCAACUGUGCCUAAAUAAGCCUUCACAUAUAGUACAAAUAUUAAAAACACCAACAAUUUUGCACUAAUUUUACUUUAACUUUAUAAUAUUAUUUUUAUUUCAAAGAUUCAGAAUGAUAUUUGAUUUUCUUAAAUUCACAUGACAGCAAGUGUCAGAUUUCAUCUGUGAUCCGUGCAGUUAUUGAUGUUUGUGAAACAGACAUAUUUGAUCAGAUAUAUCUGUAUAUACUUCAACGAAUAUUCACCAUCCAGCUACUUACUGUGAUACAAAUCUUUAUAAAAUGGUGAAUUUUUUUACAAUUUUCACAAAUAAGCUUUAACUGUGAAAGCAAGCUUAUAAAAUUUACAGUACUGUAUUCUGUGCAUAGCUUGUGUAUUAUGAAAUGUGAAGUGCUGAGGCUACAGAAUCUUAAAAUGUGCAAUCAAGUUAUUAGUCUACAUAUUCAGCUGUGUGUGGGUGCUUGUGACUUAAAUAUUUUGUUAGCUUGAGGAAAAUGAGUUUGUCCCUGUAACAAUAUUGAUGGAAAGUGGGCCAGUUUGAUAUAACUUUAUUAGUAUUUAAUCUUUUCUUGAAUUUUCCUCUUGUAGGCCUUUUAAAUUUCAUAAAUGUAAAAUCAGUAUUCUUCAAGAAGCUGAGUAAUGAAUAAUUUUCUGUAACAUUUCACAUUUGUUGCUAUGGAUGCAUUGCAUGCAUCCACCUGAAUUGCAUUGACUUGAAAAUGCAUUGAAAAAUGUUAGCACAGAAUGCAGUAACUUAUACGAAAUGUUUUGCCAUUUGAUGUAUCAUUUUUGGAGAACACAUUACACCAUAAAAUGUCAGGAAUCAAAGCUAUAUUGCCUGUUUGCAUGGUGUUAGGAUCAUUGUUUUGAUACAAAAUUUGCUGAUUUUGACCUUAAAUGGUAAGUGUGUUUUUUAUAUGGAGUGACUUUUUGGAAACUGCUGCCUUGGAAAUUAUGGUAUUUCUUGAGUACGAAUAUUUGAAUUCCAAGUCCAAAUCCUCGAUUGGAAGAAAUGAGGAUGACAAAACACUUCCUAUAUUGUUACUAAGCUUUCUUAAUAGUGUGCCUUGUGAGAUCUUAACACAACAGAAGUUCUCUAUGCUUGGAAGGGGAAGUGAAAACAGCGUUGUCGGUUGAUCCCAACACUUCUCUUUUUCUUUUUUUCUUUCUUCUUUUUCAUCUCCUCAUCAUCAUAUAUGUUGCAUCUUUUUAGUGAGCAUAUCUACCUGGUAAUGAGAGGUUAUUCUUGGGUAUUAAAUGUGAAUAAUUGGCAAUUUCAUGCAUCAGAGUUCAAGUAUAAACUCUGAUGUAUAAACUUUUAGUCUGUGAAUCAUUUAAGAGAGAGGACACUGUGCAAACUCUUCAGAAAUUGAAGGUUCUACCUUUAAAGUGGUCUGAUAAUGUAGGUGAUGUGAGUGUGUUGUAUAAAAUUUUGUAAAGAUCAUGUAUAUCCAGUCCUAACUUUUUAAAAUAAUUAAAUUAUUUGGGAGCUCUCUUAUGAUGAUAAUAUUUUUCUAUGUGUAAAAAGACGGGAUUUUAUGUACUAUUAUGUGUGUGUGAAGUAAGUUUUGUCUUACGACAUCUGAAAAAUGACAUGUUCAAAAGCUUCUAUUAAUAUUUAAUUAUUAAUGGGAAAAGUUUUACAGAAGUGAAUAUUGCAGAUAUUAUUUUAUUGCAUUACUACUUUUUAAUUCUCCAAAAUUCUGAACAUCAUGUGUUUAUAAUAAAACAAUGUAGAGCAAACAAUGAAAAUUAACAGUAAAUUCAAAUUAUAUAUUUACAGUGUAAUUGAGCAUAAUAAGUAGAAGGAAAGAUUACACAGUCACAGGGUAGAUCUCAGUACAUAAAAUUGCUAUGGCACGUUGUGCUUUGGACAAGCAGAUUUUGUGGGUGGGAGUAACAUUCCAGAGAAUAGAUAAGAAAAAAUAUAUUUGUCCCUAUUCAUAUUUGAUUCCCAGACAUCUAGCUAGAGACUAGCUGACUGAUGAGCAGCUUCAUUCUAUAAUAGAAAUGUUUCUUCAAAAGCUAUCAGGAGGAUUUUGGCACCACAAAGCUUAUUGUAGUUCUUGAUAAUUUUGAAAUUAAUAUUGGAGUUCUGGUGUUUGUUCACUAAAAUGUGAAUAAAAGAACUACCUAGAUUCCCGGACAUCUUGCAACUAUAUUCAGUUUUGUUUAAUUAUCUUCAUAGCAGUAAAUGUGCUGGAAGGAUACAAAAGAGGGGCUCUUGUUGUUACCCAGCAAGCCCCACAAAGGUGAACUAGUCAUAUAAUUUCACACACAUCUGUUUUCAGGCAGCUUUACUUGUACAGAUAUUACAUUAGUUGUCAUGACUGCCCCUCCCAUGGGCUAGAAAAGUUAAGCAGCUCUGUCUCUUUGUCCUUCCCCAUCUUCUCUCUUUCUUCUUUAAUAAGUGAAGGAGAUUCAUGGUGUAAGUACUUUCCCUUUCAAGAUUGUGAGAGAAUUAACAGUCUAUGAAUUAUAAAUAGUGCAGCAAAAAGUUCCCUGUCAUUCUUUUAAUAACUACUCUUAAUUUGUGUUGCUUAUAUCUUUCCCAAUGUGUGGCUAACACUCUUCAUUGUUUGCAUAAUUUCAGAUUUGAUUCUGAAUUGAUACAAUAUUACAUUUUCCUUGGAGAAACGUAGAAAAAUGUUGUGUUAUGUCUUCUGCGAAUGAAUCUUAGUAAAAUAACAAACAUCUGUGGUUGUACCACGACCUCUACAGACCAUCACAGUGAUUGUCUCAGGUUAACAACCACUUGAUUCAAUUGGAGAAUUACAAACACAUAAAGGGUUUGGGAUCUGAAUUCUUGAUUUCAAAUAUUAAAUUUUUGUUUAUAUACGCUCAGCAUGAAAUUUUUUAGGAAUUUAAUUCA